Molecule: messenger RNA, 523 nt
Organism: Nannospalax galili (Upper Galilee mountains blind mole rat)
Lineage: Eukaryota; Metazoa; Chordata; Mammalia; Rodentia; Spalacidae
Product: polypeptide N-acetylgalactosaminyltransferase 12-like
Exons: 2
Coding region: 69-464 (131 amino acids)
Source: RefSeq, a predicted model, not a curated record
GCGCGCGGUUCCGGGAUCCGGCUCCGGCCUCAGCUUGGCUGGGUACGCAGGGCGCAGCUGGCGGGCGCAUGUUGGGGCGCGCGGUGCGGAGGCGCUGCCCGAGGGGGCUGCGACGGAGCCGGGAGGUGCUGCUGGUGCUGCUGGCGCUGGCCGGGCUGGGCGCGGUGUUGCGGGCUCGAGGCUGGGCGGGGGGCGUGAGGCCCUGGACCCGGGUCGUGAAACCAGCUCGGCGUUCCGGACGCCUCGAGCCGGUGCUACCCCGGCCGGAGCUGGAGCCCAAUGAGCUGGGAGCUCAGGGCGAGGCUGUUCAGCUGCAGCUGCAGGGCGAGGAGCUGCGGCUGCAGGAGGAGAGCGUGCGGCAGCACCAGAUCAACAUCUACCUAAGCGACCGCAUCUCGCUGCAUCGCCGCCUGCCCGAGCGCUGGAACCCGCUGGUGACCCUCGGGCCCAGCGAACUGGCAUAGAGACACCCCACCCCCAGGACGCCCUCAGCUUCACCGCGCCUAUGGUGGAGUAGGAGCUG